Pezoporus occidentalis (night parrot) is the source of this 2979-nucleotide messenger RNA. RefSeq names its product F-box protein 5 (gene FBXO5). Gene Ontology annotation, biological process: regulation of mitotic nuclear division; negative regulation of meiotic nuclear division. Lineage: Eukaryota; Metazoa; Chordata; Aves; Psittaciformes; Psittacidae. The record is from RefSeq and is a predicted model, not a curated record. The transcript is spliced from 5 exons. The coding region runs from base 961 to 2187 and encodes 408 amino acids. Gene Ontology annotation, molecular function: protein binding. Gene Ontology annotation, cellular component: nucleus.
AUUACUUACAUGAAAGAGAGUCAAAGUGUAUCUCGUUUGUGUUUUCAUGACCACCUAGAGCUUAUUAGUAAACACAAAAAAGAAUGUUUGGGAAUAUCCCUUGUUCCAGGAAAAGAAAAAAACCAAUCUGUGGAAGCCAAAGGGCAAGUUAUAUGAAUUUAUUUUGAUUCAAAAGAGAAAAGAAUCAUGACACUAUUGUUUGGCUGGUAUUUCCAUGUGGCUUCAGUUCAGUUUCUUCUUUAUGUUUUUAAUUAAGUCUCCAGUUUUUUGAUUUUUCUAAAUGUUACACAGUAUGAAUGGCAUCUCCCUGGUUUUGUCUAUUUAUUUAAAACAUUUGAUCUGUGAAAGCAAAGUAAAACUUUUGCCUUUUCAUUUUACCAUUGUAUAUGCACAUGUUCACAGCUGUGGGUAAAGAAGGCUUUAACUUCUAUUUUACAUUACAUUUUACAAUCCCAAAUAUAUAAAGCAAUACAAACCCUGCAGCUUCCAUGCCACGUUAUCCCAUCAUGUACUCUACCUACACACACACAGAAUGUAUUUGAAGUAUAAAUACCAGGAAGUAAGAAAUUGGAACCUAGGGAAAAAUAUUACCAUGAAUAUAUGAGUGUUCAUUUUCAGACUUCUAAUAAAAAUUAGUGCAAGAAAUCAGAAUAGGAAUAAAUAAUUUUGCUAUGGAUAGUUUAUAGAAAUGUAUUAUUUAAACAUCCUCUAUAAAAAUCAACCAAUUAUCAGUUUAUUAUCUUUUAUUAUAUUUUAGAGUGCAGUUUGAACCACUUCAUGUCAAAAAACCGCAUAGAAUCAUUUAAUACAUUUAUCAGCUUUGUUGUCUAGGAAAUACUGUGUAGUAACUAUGAUUAAGUUCCAAAUCUUUUAAUUAAAGAUGUAUACAUUAACUUCAGAUUAGGAGCAUCUGUGCAUAAGAUUAGGCAUACAUAUUUCCUGUUGGAUACAAACAAAAUAAUGAAAUCAAACCUUAAUCGCUCUUUCAAGAUGAAAUGUGACUUUGGUUGUAUGUCUCUUCAUGCUGGGUUUGCACCACUGAAGUCUACUGUGGAGAAAUCGAGACUAGAAAAAUCCUGCCCCUUGAAUUAUGAGAAGGGUUUUUGUAAAAGGUGUGCUGAAGAGCAUCAGAAAAUACUCCUUAGUGACUCGUACCAUGUGGCCAGCAGAAAUCUAAAUCCUGAAGAUGAAGGAAGACCUGUACAUAACAAAGAAAACAAACAAGUAACCCAGAGACUUGAUGAAGGUAUCUAUGAAAUGGAGGCUCUGGAAAACAGUAAAUUUAAUGAGGACAGUGGUUAUUCCUCUAUAUUAAGUAAUCAAUACACUGAUGCAAUAGAACAUGAGGAUAUUAUACCUUUGGCUGGGAAUCUCUGUGAAACACCGAAGCAUUGUCUUAUGAAGAACCAAACCCAAACACAGUUUUCAAAGAAAACUUUGUUGCCAGUGAUCCAUUAUGAAGAAAUGAUUUGCUCAACUUUGAAAAAAGGUGGUAAAAGAAAUCUCAAGUCUUGGGCUGCAGUAGACAAAAUUGUUUUUAUGGGAAAGAUUGAACUUUGCAACCUAAUUGGAAAGAAAAUGGGAUUAGAUAGAAUAGACAUACUUGCUGAACUCUUCCAAAAGGACCUGAAGCAUAUAUUAGCAAACAUUUUAAGGCAUCUUGGUGAGACGGACUUGAUCAAUUUUGCCAAAGUCAGCACAACAUGGCAGAAAAUUCUACAAGAAGAUAAAUGGAUUUUCCAAAUUUAUAGUAAAGCUGUGAAAAACCUUUCCAAUGGUACUAAGACACCAGAGCAUGCUGCAACAAGGGAUUAUGCUCUCUAUCGAGCGGCUUUAGCUGCCAUUCAGAAAGCAACCCCACCAAAAAACUUGGAUAAAAAAAGCACCAGAUCCAAAGCAUCUAAGAACCACAGCAGGCUGAUGGAGUUUUCUGAGGCUGCCAAGACCUUGAAAACCACUGAAAGCCUUAAAGCCUGCCACCGCUGUGGCUCCCCUGCAAAGUAUGACUCCUAUCUACAAAGAGCGAUGUGCAGUCGUGAAGGUUGUGGCUUCGACUUUUGCACAAAAUGCAUGUGCAGCUACCACAGGUCCAGUGACUGUAUGAGCACCAAAUCAGUGAAACUCAGCUCAAAGUUUGAACUGCUUCCCGGGACUAAGAAAAGCAAACACAAUCUACAGCGACUGUGAUCCAUCCAUCCCAAUAGAGAUUGUCAGGGUUUGGGGGUAUGAGGUUAUCUUCAAAGAAAACCAAACAGGAAAAAUGCUUUCUGCUAUUCUGUAUUUUUUAAAAAAGUUAAUUUUAUUACUCCUCUGUGCUACAUGUUUGUGUUAAAAUUCCUAGGAAUCAUUAAAAGAACUAUUCUAAAAACUAUUAAUUUAUAAAUGAAAAAAAAUAAUCUGGAUAUGAAUUGGAAUAACAUUUUAAAUAUUGUCCUGGCAAUUUGUCUGUUGAGCAAAGCAAAAUAGUUUUGGGAAGUAGCCUUCCAUGUGUAACCCUAGCAAUUCUUCAGUGACAGAAGGGGAAGCAUAAACUGUUUCAUUUAAAUUUUUACUCCUCUUCAAAAGUCUCUUAAAAGCAUUUAGAGUAAGAAUGUCAAGUGAGGUGGGUGAUGUCCCUUUUAGCAUAAAAUUAUGAGGGAGUCUAGAUUUUAUGCUUCGCCUCCCAAGGCUUUGCCUUAAUUUUAAAAUGUGAAAGGUCGUAACACCUUUUUCUCUGAUGCCUUACGUUACGUAAACCUUACAUUGUUGCUCUUCCUUCAUUUCUUCAUUCAGGUCUUCCUUGAACUGAGGUGAUAAUCUUUCCAACAUCACAAAAAAAAAAAGUACUGUAUUUUGGUUCUAGUGCUAAAAAAUACAUUGCCAGUUUUUUCCAAAUAAGAUAUUUUUUUAGUAUUUGUAUAUAUUUGUAAAUACUACUUUAAAUAUUAUUCAUGUUUGUCUUGUAAAUGUAAAAAUAAAUUGCUGUUUUCAACCACAAAA